Messenger RNA from Amoebophrya sp. A25, 2255 nucleotides. The record is from the annotation of a GenBank genome assembly. NCBI's taxonomy places the organism in Eukaryota, Dinophyceae, Syndiniales, Amoebophryaceae.
CGAGAGGCGAGUAUAGGGUUUUGUUCUGAUGGAUGCAGUAUGCUCCUGUUUUUAGAAUGUGAGAAUCCGGCUGGAUAUUCAAGACGAGGUGAGCGUGAGAGAUGAGAUUUACAAAUCGUUUUUGCUUGCAGCAGAGUUGGAGAGCAGCGUCGUGCAACAAUCGAUUCCAUUCUGUUCGAUUUUUUUUUCUGUCGUUCUUCCUGGACGAGAGAAGCGUAGGCAACGAGAAAUGACGAUCUUGAAAUCACGAUUAGAUAGAGAUCAUGUUGUAGUAAUAAAGAAAGCAAGAUCUUCAAAAAUGCUUAUGCUAGCACCUACUUCAACGCCGUUAAGAUGAUCCUUGAGGAGAGAAAGAGAGACCAAAAUUUCCUAAGAUCGCACAGAGAGAAAAAAUCAAGAUCGUCGAUCAAGAUCAUUGAAUUAACAUUCAUCUAACCAUCGAUCGUUAAAUCGUUUCCUCGUAACUUCUUCGCAGGUCCUCCCUGUCCUUUUUUGUCACUUUCCAUGGUACUAAAAAUUCGAUUUUUGAUAGAAGAUUCGAUACAUACUUAGUCAAGAUACAAUCUUAGUAGAUUGACACUCGUAGUUACUUCGUCGAAUCCAUGAUUAUCCUCAUGAUCAAAAAAAAUGAAAAGUUUAGCUCCCUCUCUUGUAGUUCUUCUGUGCAGCGUAUCAUGACCAUUCUUGUUGUUUUCUCUUGUCUAAAAAUCACAACUCUUCAGUACACUGUACUUACCAAAAAAUGUAUGAUGAAUGGAGAAAAAUACAUGGGCUAUACGAUGCGCUGCAACACGCUAGUACGCACAGACAAUGGGACGAAAGGACAAUAGGACAGGGAGUAGCACGUAAUUGCAACAUCGGAAAUGGGUAUUAGUUCCUGAAUCUUCAAUCAUGUUAUGAUGUUGAUGUUUUGAUGUUGUCACAAGCUCCUGCCGGUUGUGGACCUCCACGAUCUGAAGAUAGUACCCGAGGACAAUCAACAUCUUCCCACUUGUUACUUCUUGAUGAUUAUAUAUAAUGAGGUUGCUUGGUAAUUUCCUCUCUCCAGCUUCAAAUGUAUUUCUGACUCUUUGUGCACCUCCUGCUCCUCACUUCUCCAGGUUAUACAUCGCGAACAUGCUGAACUACAUCAAUCCCUACGGUUUUUCCACGACGAGGAUUCGGAACCAAUAUCACUGGUUAAUCUCUGGUUCUUGCAGACGCCACUACAUGCAGAAUUUGUUAUGCUGCCGAGUUAUGACGACCAACAAAAAUUAGGUGAUGUCGGACCUCCAGAUGUCGUGGACGAGUACCAUGAUAACCAUAGCGAAGAUUAGCUUGGGCCUCUGAAUAUGACGAGUACGAUCUGUCUGGGCUUUCAUGACGAGUACGAUUUUCUUCGGCUUUACGAUUUUUACGGUUUCCUCGAAGAUAGCGCUGCCGCCAAGCGCUUGCCUGCUUACGCCACUCCAUAUGAUCUCCUCUAUGCGCAAAUUGCUCUUUCGUGCCUCUGACAGCAGCAAUCGCGCUUUCGCUGCCGCUUUGCGCUUACGCUUCUCGCACUUUCGCACCACUUCGCACCUGCGCGCGCAUCACAACAAUAACCAAAAAAGCCCAAGAGGCGUCAUAUUUCUGCUGAUUGCAGACUGAAGUAGUGGCAUCCGCUAGAUAGAAGACCCCUGAUGAAGCUGAAAAUGAAGAGUCCCGAUAACGAUCAUAGAGGACUGAUGAAGAUCACCAUCAAAUAGUCUGCUCGCUUGUUGUAAAUCGCUUUCGCUGUCGUGGAUCAAGAAGACGAUGAAAUAAAGCGCUUCUUGAUGACGUUCUUCCGCUAGUAACUGAAGUUGCACAUCUUCACGUCCUGCAGGAGCAUCGUCGAAUCUGCUACUGCGCUGAAGGGAGCAAAAUGUCUGCUACUAGUUGUGCUGCGAUGUUGUGGGAGGAGCAUCAAAUCAACUGCAGAUGGAUCAUCUAGUCCAGCGAUGCUAUGGGUGCAAGGGGCGACAAGACAGAUGUGGGAAUAACGUCGUAGAGAAGAGCCAGCUGCAUCAAGGUGGAUCGUCUCUACUGCGGAAUAACUAGGCUUGCUGACUGUUGUUCGUGACACGAAUGCUGUCGCAAGCCUAGACGAGGGGUGGCAAUCGAGGGCCAGUGCAAGGGUCGUGCGGUGUAGCAGUGGCCAUAAAAAUGCAAGGGUGCUAUGAUAGGGCGGGAAACUUCGGGUUUUGCAGUAGUUGUCGGCAGUUGUAGGGUCGGUGCUGGGAACUGCGGACGCG